Molecule: messenger RNA, 876 nt
Organism: Colletotrichum lupini
Lineage: Eukaryota; Fungi; Ascomycota; Sordariomycetes; Glomerellales; Glomerellaceae
Exons: 6
Coding region: 1-876 (291 amino acids)
Source: RefSeq, a predicted model, not a curated record
AUGGCCAUUGAUCUCAAUAAUGGGCAAAAUACCCUUGCGGCCGGCCCGCGGGUCAUUCACACUAUUUCCCCAGAAUUCCCCGCAUCAAGGGCGGCCGCCUCUGCUUCUAAGCGCCAAAAUGGGGCCUCGGGAUGUGCUGGAAAUUUAGUCCUAAAAUUAUCAAUCACGGAUGUAAUUCCUAUCCGUCAUCUCAACCCGUCAAGGAUGAUUCCCAUCCUUGAGAUCUGUUAUCUCGUCCGCCGGUCGUCCGAAGCCAUAGAUCCAUCCGGCUUGAAACCUCAUUAUUGCAUCUCUUCACAUUGGCUGAUUGAUCAGAAGAGCCGCUCAGGAGCCGCCCAGGAGCAGUUCUUCUGCUGCCUACGGAUACCACUUGGACUCUACUUGGGUUUCAUUGGCGCUACCUCGGGUAUUGCCGAGUUUACUGGGUCUGUGCAACGACAUGUCGAGUGGUCAUCUUCUAGCAAUGCGAUCCCGAGACGGACGCGGGGCAGUGUCCCGGCCCGUAGGAUCAUGAACAGCGUGCGAGUUCCCGGAGCAAAAUUGCCUCCCAUGAUGUCUCAAUCUCCUUUCGCCCGGAGCAGCCCAUUAUCGUCUUCAAUGUUUUUCGUCCUCUAUAGCGUCCCGAUCGUCAUUUUCUCUCUCCGGGGCCACUUCCACAUCAUGCCUGGAUUUCUCAGUCCGGCAGUCAGGCCCGGACGACAGUCGCAGAUCAAUCCGCUUCAAGCAAAUUAUCGGAACACAGGCGGCUCUAAAUUGAUAGCCACAUCGGAAGAUGCUGCCAAAAAAUCGCUAGGGUUCGGGGUAUCGAAUGAAAUAAACGUCUUUGACACCAACAACACCGUCAGUCACUUUCUGGUUUUAGAAACGACACCAUAG